AUGGCUGCUAAAAUAUCAUUCAUCAUUGUGCUUGUCCUUCUUGCGCUCACAGCUGACGUCUGGUCACAAUUCUAUGGAUUUCCAUGCAUGUACUAUGGAUGUGGCUUUGGCUAUGGUUUUCCAUGGUUUCGGAAAGCGUGA
Messenger RNA from Ostertagia ostertagi, 141 nucleotides. The record is from the annotation of a GenBank genome assembly. NCBI's taxonomy places the organism in Eukaryota, Metazoa, Nematoda, Chromadorea, Rhabditida, Trichostrongylidae.